UGAGCUUGCGCCUGCGCAGGAGAAGGCUUCAGGGCGGGGCGCAGGUUUAUAUCCGCGGGUGGUCAGCUGACGCUCGGCAUUGCAGACUGCAGAGGCAAGCGACGCCAUGUACGGCCUCUUCUUCCUGGCCAGCCUUCUGGGCGCGGCCAUUGGCGGCCCUGUCCUAGGCCUGAAAGAAUGCACCCGAGGCUCGGCGGUGUGGUGCCAGAAUGUGAAGACGGCGGCUGACUGUGGGGCCGUGAAGCACUGUCUGCAGACCGUCUGGAGCAAGCCCACAGUGAAAUCCCUUCCCUGUGACAUAUGCAAAGACGUCAUCACCGCAGCUGGCGACAUGCUGAAAGACAAUGCCACUGAGGAAGAGAUCCUCGUAAACCUAGAAAAGACCUGCGACUGGCUCCCCAAGCCGAACUUGUCCGCCUCGUGCAAAGAGAUGAUCGACUCCUAUUUUCCCGUUAUCAUGGACAUGAUUAAAGGAGAGAUGAGCAGUCCAGGGGAGGUGUGCUCUGCUCUCAACCUCUGCAAGUCGCUACAGAAGCACCUGGCAGAACUGAACCACCAGAAGCAGCUUGAGUCCAAUAAGAUCCCGGAGCUGGACAUGACCGAGGUCGUGGCUCCUUUCAUGGCCAACAUCCCCCUUCUCCUCUACCCUCAGGAUGGCCCCCGCAGUAAGCCCCAGCCCAAGGCUGAUGGGGAUGUCUGCCAGGACUGCAUUCAGUUGGUGACUGACAUCCAGAAUGCCAUAAGGACCAACUCCACCUUUAUUGAUGCAUUGGUGGACCACGCCAAGGAGCAGUGUGACCGUCUGGGACCUGGCAUGGCUGACAUGUGCAAGAGCUACAUUACCCAGUACUCUCAAAUUGCUGUCCAAAUGGUGAUGCAUAUGCAGGAUCAGCAACCCAAGGAGAUCUGCGCGCUGAUUGGGUUCUGUGAUGAGGUGAAGGAAAUGCCUAUGCAGACUCUGGUCCCUGCCAGAGCAGCCGCUGAGAACGUCAUCCCUGCCCUGGAGCUGGUGGAGCCCAUUAAGAAAGACAUGGUGCCAGUCGAGGGUAAUGUCUACUGUGAGAUGUGUGAGUACGUGGUGAAGGAGGCAGUCAAGCUGGUGGACUCCAACAAGACUGAGGAAGAGAUACUUAAUACUGUCGAUAAAAUGUGCUCGAAAUUGCCCCAGUCAUUAGCAAAAGAGUGCCAGGAGGUAGUGGACACGUACGGCAGAUCCAUCCUGUCACUCCUGGAGCAGACCACCCCGGAACUGGUGUGCCACCUGCUCCACCUCUGCCCUAGCAAGGGGCUGCCCGCGCUGACUGCACACAUUACUCGGCAGAAGGACGGUGGCUUCUGUGAGGUGUGUAAGAAGCUGGUUGGCUAUUUGGAGCGCAACCUGGAGAAGAAUAGCACCAAGGAGGAGAUUCUGGCUGCUCUUGAGAAAGGCUGCAGCUUCCUGCCCGAUCCUUACCAGCAGCAGUGUGAUGAAUUCGUGGCCCAGUAUGAGCCUGUGCUGAUAGAAAUCCUAGUGGAGGUGAUGGAGCCUUCCUUCGUGUGUGAGAAAAUUGGAGCCUGCCCUGCCGCACGAAAGCCUCUCCUGGGGGCUGAAAAGUGUGUCUGGGGCCCGAGCUACUGGUGCCAGAACACAGAGACAGCAGCCCAGUGCAACGCUGUUGAGCACUGCAAACGCCACGUGUGGAACUAGAGCACUCCAUCUCGCGGAGACCGCAGCGUCUUUCCCUGCCUAUGUGCCCAGGGGCUUGAACACACGGAUCUAUUUGACUUUGUUAUAAAAAAUAGGCGCCCCCCCGCCUCCCCCAUUUCUUUUCCUUAUUGUAGCAUUGCUGCCUGUGUGGGAGGUGCUGCCCCACACUGACGUGGCUGCUUCGUUGUGCCCUUUCUGUCUGCUAGACAUUGACAUACUGUGGACAGGAGGUCGUCUGGUCUGUCCUUGCAUGGAACCUGGAAGGAGAGGAAGGGGCUCUUGAUGCUGGUGUGAGCCAGAGCUGCUCAGCAGGAGGCCAUCCAUCCCUUUGGCUGAGGCCUUGUUCUGAGCCUUGACAGGUGCACAAGCACUGGUGGGCUUGGGUUUCCGAGGCCACCUACCCUAAGAAGGGACCUUCUCCUUUCCUGGCCUGCCAGCUGCUGUACAAAGCAGCGAACAAAGGCAUUUCUUUUUGAAAGAUUAUAGACGCUCAGAGUAAUUCGGCCUUUUCAGUAACGUGACGGCUGUCAUCGCAGAGCCUGUGCCCAGAUCAGCCCCCAUUCAGUGCUCCUGUCUUUUCCUGGUGAUUCUUGUUUGGGGUUCUCGGGUUGGGUGGGAAAGGGAACCAUGCCUGAAUGUGAACUGCUAGCUCUGUGGAGGCCGUGGCUUCUGUGUGAACGGUGGUGACACCCAGCUGCAGAGGCCCGCUUUGUGCCUCUGCACUCCUCGCCACCUCGUGUCUGCUCUUCUUGACUUUUCCUUCCAAAUAAACGUGAAUGGCAUUCUCCUAAGCUCUGGCUUCCUUGAGGGUGAACACCGAGAGGUGUGCUAGGUGUGGGAGUGGGUGCUGUCUGGGGCCAUGGCUGCAGCUGGUCUGACUCCACUUCUGGAUGCCAGGAAAUAGCAAGCAAAGCCAGCAGGAUGUGCAGUGCUAUUAAUAGACAUAAUGAUCUGUGUUUGUUUUGCACUAAAGAUUCUGUGAUUUAACAAUAAAGUUCUGUUAAUCAGA
Molecule: messenger RNA, 2696 nt
Organism: Tupaia belangeri chinensis (Chinese tree shrew)
Lineage: Eukaryota; Metazoa; Chordata; Mammalia; Scandentia; Tupaiidae
Gene: PSAP
Product: prosaposin
Exons: 15
Coding region: 107-1687 (526 amino acids)
Biological process (GO): sphingolipid metabolic process
Cellular component (GO): lysosome
Source: RefSeq, a predicted model, not a curated record